GCAAGGCCCGUGCAGCGGGUAAGGAUGUCGCAGACUCAUCUGACUCUGAGGAGGAGGACGAGGAUGGACAGUAAUUCAGCUACUGAGGCUACCGACAUUCAAGUUGACGAGCUCAGUCGCAUGGGUCCCGUUCCUCCGUAUUUCCUACAACCCGCCAUGUAUAGUAGCGUAGAAGAUCCUAUGAAGCGUUGUAUAUGCUCUCCUCCGCUUAUCGGCUCACACUGCACCACCUAG
Molecule: messenger RNA, 234 nt
Organism: Schizophyllum commune H4-8
Lineage: Eukaryota; Fungi; Basidiomycota; Agaricomycetes; Agaricales; Schizophyllaceae
Exons: 3
Coding region: 64-234 (56 amino acids)
Source: RefSeq, a predicted model, not a curated record